CCUCUUCCUGUAAGGACAAAAGCAGAUUGGAUUGCAGUCCGCCUACAUGGCCUCAUUUAGCCUCCUGCACCUCUCUGACGGCCCUGUCUUCAAAUAUAGCCACAGUGCAAGGUGCAGCAUGAUGUGUGACAGCUGCUGACCAGGAGCCACAGCCCCAGCCUCUUCUGACCACGCGGGCACGAAGGGAACUCGCCAUGGACUCCAGCAGCACUGAGGGCCAGCUGCAGAGGAUCAUCCGUGACCUGCAAGACGCGGUUACAGAACUGAGCAACGAGUUUAAGGAAGUGGGAGAGCCCAUCACCGAUGACAGCACCAGCUUGCACAAGUUCUCUUACAAACUCGAGUACCUGCUGCAGUUCGACCUGAAGGAGAAAGUCAGCCUCCUGGGCACCAAGAAGGACUACUGGGACUACCUCUGCGCCUGCCUGGCCAAGGCGAAGGGGGCCAACGAUGGGAUACGCUUCGUCAAGUCCAUCUCCGAGCUGCGGACGUCUCUGGGGAAAGGAAGAGCCUUCAUCCGCUACUCCCUGGUGCACCAGAGGCUGGCAGAUACCUUGCAGCAGUGCCUCAUGAACACCAAGGUCACCAGUGACUGGUACUACGCGAGAAGCCCCUUUCUGAAGCUAAAGCUGAGCUCUGACAUCGUGGGCCAGCUCUACGAGCUGACUGAGGUGCAGUUUGACCUGGCAUCGAGGGGCUACGACUUGGAUGCCGCUUGGCCGACAUUUGCCAGGAGGACGCUGGCCCCCGGCUCCUCUGCGUAUGUGUGGAAGGCCCCCAGCCGGAGCUCCAGCAUGAGCAGCUUGGUGAGCAACUACUUGCAGACCCAGGAGAUGGCUUCCAACUUCGACCUAAACAGUCCUUUGAACAGCGAGGCCCUGGAGGGCUUUGACGAGAUGCGGCUAGAGCUGGACCAGCUGGAGGUGCGGGAGAAGCAGCUGCAGGAGCGCGUACAAAAGCUGGAACGGGAGAACCAGGAGCUGCGGGCCGCACUCAGCACACAGCAGGAGCAGCUACAGGUGGAGAGGCAGCAGGGACGCGCUGCAGCAGAGGACCACCACCACCUCGCAGGCCUGGUGGCUGAGCUCCAGAAGCAGUGGGAGGUCACCCGGGCCACACAGGAUACUGUCAGGGAGCUUCAGCUGUGCCUACAGGCCCUGGAGCGAGAUACAGCCAAGGAAGAGGACAGCUCCAUCCUGCAGUGCCUGGAUGCCAUGCUGCAGCCCCUGGCACGAGAGCUCAAGGCUGCCCGGGACUCCCUGGGCGAGAAGAACCAGCUUCUCUCCAGCCUCUCCGACAGGCUAGCCAGGGCUGAGCAGAGGGCAGACACGGCCUUGGACACAAAGGGGCCGCAACAGUCCAUCCUAGCUGACUCGGCCCUGAAGCUCCAGGAGCUGGGGGCGAAGCUCCAAUCGCUGGAAGCGGAGAGCACCAAGGUCCAGGAGCUCAACAGGCAGCAGAGUGCGCAGCUGGCCACCGAGCUGCAGCUGAAGGAGGAGGCCCAAGCUGGCCUGGAGCACCAGGCGCAGGAGAUGGCACAGCUCCGAAAAGAGCUGUCCAGGAAGGGGCAGGAGGCAGCCCAGCUCCAGCAGCAGCUGCAGGAGUCGUUUGCCCACUCAAGCUCACUGGAGGAGCAGCUGGCAGGGCUGAGGAAGGAGGAACAGCUGCAGCGGGAGGAGAAGGAGAUGUUGGUGCAGGAGGCCCGGUCGCUGAGCCGGCAGCUGCAAGUUCUGGAGACUCAGCUGGCACAGAUGAGCCAGCAUGUGGGCGACCUGGAGGAGCAGAAGAAGCAGCUCAUCCAGGACAAGGACCGUCUCAGCCAGAAAGUGGGUGCGCUGGAGCAGCUCGCUGGGCCAGCAGCCCCAGAGUCACCUGUGGCCAGUGAGCGGGGUGAGGCUCCGGCCUCCCCAGUCUCCACCCUACCGGAGGAGGGGCAAGGGGACAGUGCCGAGGUGCCAGCAGGCGAACAGGAGGAGGGCCUCCGCCGGGCCAACCGGGAGCUACAGGGGGAGCUGCAGAGCAUGGCGAGACGCAACCAGACCCUGGAGGGCAAGCUGCAGGCCCUGCAGGCCGACUACCAGGCGCUGCAGCAGCGGGAGGCGGCCAUCCGGGGCUCCCUGGCCUCCCUGGAGACUGAGCAGGCCAGCAUCCGGCAGCUGGGGGAGCAGAUGGAGGCAAGCCUGCUGGCUGUGCAGAAGGCCAAGCAGGCCAUGAAGGCGAAGGUGGCCGAGAAGGACGCUGCUCUGCAGAGCAAGGAAGACGAGUGCCGGCAGCUGCGGGAGGAGGCGGCGCAGUGCCGGCAGGUGGCGGAGUCCCGGGAUGCAGAUCUCAAGGUCCUCGCGAAGGAGUGCCACCGCCAGGCCCAGCUGAUCGAGGCCCUCAAGGCAGAGCAGGGCCAGCGGGAUGGGACCACCCAGCUGGCCCUGGCCCAGGCACAGCUUGCUGUCCACCAAGGAGAGGCCGAGCGGCUGCGGGCCGAGCUGGUAGACCUGCAGGCCAAGCUCCGGGCAGCCCUGGGCGACCAGGACAAGGCACAGAGCCAGCUGAGUGUGGCCGAGGAGAUGCUGAGGGAGCACAAGACACUGGUGCAGCAGCUGCAGGAGCAAAACGAGGCCCUCAACAGGGCCCACGUCCAGGAGCUGCUGCAGUGCUCCGCAGCUCAGGAAGGGCCGCCGCGGGAGGGCGGGGCCUCUGCGGCCCGGCUGAGUGAGCAGGAGCUGCGGGCCCUGCGGCAGGAGCUGGACCAGGCCACACGCAGCUCCGAAGAGGCCCGGCUGGAGCACGCUGAGCUGCGGGAGCAGCUGCACCGGGCCAACACGGACACCGCCGAGCUGGGCAUCCAGGUGUGCGCCCUGACGGCCGAGAAGGAGCGUGUGCAGGGGGAGCUCCGUGACUGCCAAGAGGCCGCUUUCCGUGAGCGAGACGGCCUGGAGCGCCAAGUGGCAGGGCUGCUGGAGGAGAAAGCGAGCCUCCAGGAGAAGCUGACGGCGGCCGAGCAGCAGGCGCAGAGCCUCCAGGAGGCUGAGCACCAGGAGCGCGACACACUCAAGUUCCAGCUGAGUGCCGAGAUCGUGGACCACCAGAGCAGGCUGAAGGCUGCCACCGAAGAGUGCAGGAACCUCAGGGCCCAGCUCAAGCAGCAAGGCCAGCAGCUAUGGGCUGCUGAAGAGGCCAUGGGCAAGCUGAAGGCCACCCAGGCAGACACAGCAGAGAAGCUGAGCUGCGCCAGCCGCCAUCUUUCUGAGUGCCAGGCUGCCAUGGUCCAGAAGGACAAGGAGGGUGCAGGCCUGCGGGAGAGCCUGGAACGGACCCAGAAGGAACUGGAGACUGCCACCGCCCAAGUCCAGCAGUACUGCAACAGACUCCGCCAGGAGGCAAGCGAGCGGGAGCGGAGCGACCAGAAGAUGCUGGCGGACCUGGAUGACCUGAACAGAACCAAGAAGUACCUGGAGGAGCGGCUGAUAGAGCUGCUCAGGGACAAGGACGCGCUGUGGCAGAAGUCCGAUGCCCUGGAGUUCCAGCAGAAGCUCAGCGCUGAGGAGCAGUGGCUCAGGGACCCGGAGGCAACCCACUGCCUGGACUGCAAGCGAGAGUUCAGCUGGAUGGUGCGGCGGCACCACUGCAGGAUAUGUGGCCGCGUCUUCUGCUACUACUGCUGCAACAACUUCGUCCUGACCAAGCCCAGUGGCAGGAAGGAGCGCUGCUGCCAGGCCUGUUUCCAGAAGUUCAGCGAGGGCCCAGGCUCGCCCAGCAGCUCUGACUCGGCCAACAGCCAAGGAGAGCCCAGCCCCAGGCUGUCCCCAGCCCACGCUGGGACCCAGGCCAUAGGAAGCCAAGGAGCUGACUGCAGACAGCCAGACGACGCCAUGUUUGACAUCAUCACGGACGAGGAGUUGUGCCAGAUCCAGGAGUCCAGCUCCUCUUUGCCAGAGAUGCCCACAGAAACCGAUUCUCUGGACCCAAGCGUGGCCGAACAGGACACCACCUCAAACUCGCUGACCCCCGAGGACACUGAGGACACGCCCAUGGGGCAGGACGCUGAAAUCUGCCUGCUGAUGUCCGGGGAGCUGAUGAUCAAGGUGCCCCUGACCGUGGACGAGAUCGCCAGCUUCGGCGAGGGCAGCAGGGAGCUGUUCGUGAGGUCUGGCACCUACAGCCUCAUCCCCAUCACCGUGGCCGAGGCUGGCCUCGCCAUCAGCUGGGUCUUCUCCUCCGACCCCAAGAGCAUCUCGUUCAGUGUGGUCUUCCGGGAGGCGGAGGACACACCGCUGGACCAGUGCAAGGUCCUCAUCCCCACCACCCGGUGCCACUCACACAAGGAGAGCGUCCAGGGCCAGGUGAAGGUGCGCACGCCCGGCAUCUACAUGCUCGUCUUCGACAACACCUUCUCCAGGUUCAUGUCCAAGAAAGUGUUUUACCACUUGACGGUUGAGCGGCCUGUGAUCUAUGAUGGCAGUGACUUCCCCUAGCGCCGGGCACCUGGGCCAUCAGUGUCACCUCAUCCACAGGACACACUACUCUCCUCCCCUGCCACACAAAGCACAAGAGAAACAGAAGCAGCGAGGCUGCCUGCCCCAGCCCCACAGCCCCCGAAUACCACGCUCAGCCCCUGGCUCCUGAGGGUUUCAUGACGUCGCCUCAAGGGAGGCCCAGCCUUCCUCACAGCCGCGGCGCCCUCCAGAGCCCCCACCUCUCCUGCCCACAGGUGCUCGUGGCCCACCUCGCCCUCAGCAGGCCCCCGGUGACCCUGAGCCAGGCGCCCUGGCCGCCUCCCAUCACACACUGUCCCUUAAGUUUGGGGCUGCACCAGCACUUGGCGAUUUGGGGGGCCCCUGAGCGCCCUGUCCUUGUGGGCCUUUGCUCGGGUGACUGUCCUUAGGCAAAGCCCUCACUCAGCCAGGCCUCCUGGAGCUCAGCGGGACCCACCCUGCCAUGCCAGGACCUCCCAGGGCUAGGGGAGCUCAAGGUUCACCUGUGUACCAGGGAGCAGUGCCAGGAGGGAACCACUUUCAAAAACUGGGUGUUCCGAGAAAAUCUUUGGUGACUUAGGAACCAAAAUAGCAGAGGAAACAGGUCAUGAUUUAUUCUUGUCCCUACUCCCCCUGCCAGUCCCCGCUUCCUUCCCUGACAGGAAGCAGACUACCUCCCUGUUCCCUGGGCUCCCACACACACAAGGAGCUCCCGCUUGAUGGCCUCUGUUCCUUGGCAGGCCAAGCCCCUGGUCCACCCACUGUGCAGAGUAUGACAGACCCCGUAGCCCACUGCGGCCAGGGUGGGGGCAGAGCCCUGCCGGGCUGGCUGAGGGUCUCUAUCACUUCCCUGUCCAGCCAGACCCCAGCCCACUGGGCACCCAGCCACAGACCCAACACCGGCAACGAGGCUGAGUGGGUGACAAGUGAGAGGUCAGGGCUUGGAGAGGAGCCAGGCCCUCAUGCCAGCCUUGGCUGCUCAGCACGGGGCAGAAAACUUAGCAGCAUCCAGUGUCCUCACCGCAUGCCGAGUCCUUCAGACCCACCUGCCCUGCUGUACAGGGCCACCGGAACUCAACUGCUCCCCAUGAGACCAGAGCUGCCAGGAGUGCCCAGCGCAGCCCAGAAUCUUCUUUCAGUGCUCAGCUUUCCCAGCAUGCCUUGCGGACCGUGGCCAAGCUGAUGGCCCUUUGCUGACACCACUGCCCACCAGUGUGGCAGGAACCACCUUGCCCUGAGCAGCUGCCGUGUUGGGGUUGCGGGGCGGGGCCUGGGACAUCAUCUGGGUUCCACUCAGCGACUGUCAGCACAGCAGGGACUGAUCACAGGUUCAAAGACCACCUUGCUGUGAUGAAGCCGCCUGGAACUGCUCCCCGAGGACAGCCAGGCCUCUGCCACGUCAGGGCCAGCCCCCCCCAGGCCACCUGGGUGUCUUCCCCAGUGACUUCCUCCUGGCCUCAGCGUGCCCAUUUCUUGUGCUGAGUGGACACUUGUACACUACUAGCUCACUGCUCAGCUCCAGUUUGCAGUGCACUCUGUAGCUCAAGCCCAUCUUGGCCUGUUUAGGGCCGACUUUUACACAUAACUUGCUUCUUACUUUAAACAGUUCCCAACUGUACUGAGGUUUGGAGGUUGGGUCAUUUUUUAAAAAUGCAAAUGACAAUUGAAUCACUGCGAGGGCCAUAGCCCCGGCUACACCAGGAGCCAUAAGCUGGCGUCCUCAGGCCCUGGGCCACUUCCUGCCCCUGAGGCCCCGCUCUCUGAAACACAGCAGCCUGCCAGACACACCUCCACCACCAAGGCAGCGUGGUCCCCGCAAAGCACCACGCCUUGGGACCCUGGACUCCAGCAGCGCGGCAAGCAGGCUGCGUCUAGGAAGCCCCACGGGGCUUGGGCAGCGUCACGUAGAGGUGAAGGAACGCUGCGUCCGGAAUGGAUCAGUUGUCACCUGCAGUGGUGAAGCCGUUCCAGCCAAGGGAAGGAAACACUCCAGGAGGGGUGGGGUCUCAAGUUGAUGGGACGUUUGCCACUAGAACUUUAUAGGAGUUCAUUUUAAAGUCCACCUAGAAUCUGUCAGCCGAGAGCCACUCUUGGUUUGAGGUGGGGAGCAGGGAGCAGCGUCCGCAGCGCUGCGCACAGGGCCAUCUCCUGAGAGACCUCCUGGGCCACACUCCCGGUGGGAGCUCGGGCCGGGGUGCCCCCACCCUUGCAGUCCCUCCGAGGAGCCCCUUCUCCACCAGGAGUGCUUUUGUGAAUGAAGCAGCUCUUUAGAUUGCAGGAAGCAUCUCCGACAGGACGGAGCAAAGCAAGAGAUGGUUUCCUUAGAGCCUCGAAAUCAGCAUGCACUUUACUGCCCCUCACUUCUGUGGCCUUAGGGACGGGCGCCGUGUCUCUUUCCUGCCAAAGAUCCGCCCACCUCAGACACUAGCACCCCACCCUGCACAGUGGGGCCGAGAAUCUUUAUCCCAAAGCCUGCUCCUUAUAGCACCUGCUAAACCAUUUGGAAAUGUUUUUGAACCUCCGGUUUUAAAUAAACACUAUGACAUUUAGGGCAUCAUUGUCUGUCACCCUGUUGAAAGUGACUCGUGGUAAGAGCGACAGAGUCACCCAGACCUGUGUCAGGAAGCAGAGCGUCUUUUCCAGGGCUGGUGAGUCCUUGCCCUGCUCCCCACAGGACACGGGCCUCGCCGGGGCCCCUGUGCGCAGGAGGAGCUGCGGGAUGUGGACAGGCGCUGGUCACAGCCCUGAUGAGCACCGUCCACCGGGGCCUCAGGUCCACCCCUAAACCCAGAGCGACCCAAGGGGCCCGGGGCCCUGCCGGAGGGGUUCCAAGCCCACACCCCAGGACCCCAGGACUCGGCCCUCCCGGGCCUCAUGGGUCCCCGGGGACUCAAGGGCACGCACUGCAGGGUCAGCGCUUUCGGUGUGAAGAUGCGUGGGAAAGACCUCCACUGCCCACACGCAUCUGACGAGGAAGUCGAUGAAACCUGUCACCCAAGAUGAGAAAGCAGGGGUUUUUUUGAGGCCACAGUUGCAACUGAAGCCAUCAAAAGCCAGGGUGAAAGCACUGCGAUACGGAAAGCUGUUCGGAGUGGGUUAGGGUUGGGAGGAAGGGUGGCCUCGCCCCGCCAGCUCCGUGCAGGACAGGAUGGCUGCACCUGCGCACCUCCGGGCUGCUCUGCGGGUACGGCGAGCUCCUGGAGCCCAGAGCCCCUCAGCGAACCAAGGCAGAGGAAGGCUCCGUCUCAGGCCAGCAGCUUCCGCCGAGGGCCGCAGUCGGGGAAGGUGGUUCCUCCCAUCACUGCCCAGCACCCUGCUCAGGCAGAUGCAGAAGGAAGCCGCUCCCCCGGCCUGGACACCCCACUGGACUUGCCCCACUCAGGGGAGGUGCUGUCUCCUCCCCGGCAUGAGAAAGGACAGAGAAGGUAGAGGGUGUGCCAGCAAGGGCUUUCCUGGGAGGCAGGGAGGCCAGACUGCAUCCUAGCUUGGCAGAGGCCGGCUUUGUUGAUGGAGGAAGCGAACCGAGAGGGAACAGCAGAGCUGGUGACUAAAGCCAGUGGCCACAUCCCUGAGAACCAGCAGGUGAAGAGCGCAGGACCUGGAGCCCUGACUGAACAUCACCAGAAGCAGUGGCUGCACAGAAGCCACCGUCGAGACCAGGGCAGCAGCCUCAAGCCCUCACGGGCCUCUGCCCAUGAGUGGGGUCUGUGUGUGGCACCUGACCACAGGUGAGGUCACCUGAAGUGAGGUCUUCGUGACCCCCUUAGGGUCCCCCACAGAACUGUUGGGUGUUCUCAGGAGGUGAUCACACACAACCCCCAGUGGCCCUGUGGAAGGGUCGCGGGAACUCACCCAUCCCACGUGGGGUCUCUGGUUAUCAAACAUCCGGGUACAGUUGGGGAGAACCCAAGACUCACCAUGGCUCCUUUUGUGCCAAGGUCCACCGCUCAUUUAGUGUCCAGAGAACCAAAGCGAGGGGUCACCCGGUGGCCUGAUAGCGCAGGUCCAUGCGGAUCUCCCACACCAGCACCGUUCACCGGGUCUGGUCACUCACCAGUCACAGGGGACCCCGCCGGGGUCCUGGGGGGCACCACUGCAUCUCCACGGCCCGGGCUGGAAUGUGAGCAGUUUCCUCCCACUUCAGUAG
Fukomys damarensis (Damara mole-rat) is the source of this 8616-nucleotide messenger RNA. RefSeq names its product FYVE and coiled-coil domain autophagy adaptor 1 (gene Fyco1). The record is from RefSeq and is a predicted model, not a curated record. The transcript has 18 exons. Bases 195 to 4469 code for a protein of 1424 amino acids. Gene Ontology annotation, cellular component: late endosome; lysosome; autophagosome. Gene Ontology annotation, biological process: positive regulation of autophagosome maturation; plus-end-directed vesicle transport along microtubule. NCBI's taxonomy places the organism in Eukaryota, Metazoa, Chordata, Mammalia, Rodentia, Bathyergidae. Gene Ontology annotation, molecular function: metal ion binding.